GCCCUGCUGCGCGCUCGCUUGCCGCGCGGCCGCACAUGUGUUUCUGUUUUGUGUUGUAGCAUUUGUUCUGGAAGCUCGUAUUUACAUUUUAAGUGUAUCUGGUGAGUGGGCUGGAGCUCUCGUCUGGGCCGGAAAAAAAAAAAGAAAGCCCUCCGAUCCAUCUUUUAGUUGCUUCCCUUUUUCUCUCCGGUUUCUCAUCACUCCAACCAGCCGCGACCAUGCCCAGGAAGAAGGCGGCGGCGGCGGCCUGGGAGGAGCCGAGCUCGGGCAACGGCACGGCCCGCGCCGGGCCCAGAAAACGCGGCGGCCUGGCGGGCAGGAAGCGCGAGCGACCGGAGCGCUGCAGUAGCAGCAGCGGCGGCGGCAGCAGCGGCGACGAGGACGGUCUGGAGCUCGACGGGGCCCCCGGAGGGGGCAAGCGCGCGGCGCGGCCGGCGGCGGCGGGCAAGGCUGGCGGCGCGGCUGUGGUCAUCACUGAGCCCGAACACACCAAGGAGCGCGUCAAACUUGAAGGGUCGAAGUGCAAAGGGCAGCUUUUGAUUUUUGGGGCAACCAACUGGGACUUGAUUGGUCGGAAAGAAGUGCCUAAACAGCAAGCCGCUUACCGCAAUCUUGGGCAGAAUCUGUGGGGGCCCCACAGGUAUGGGUGCCUGGCGGGAGUCCGGGUGCGGACGGUGGUCUCGGGCUCGUGUGCUGCGCACAGCCUCCUCAUCACCACAGAAGGGAAGCUGUGGAGCUGGGGUCGAAAUGAGAAGGGGCAGCUGGGACAUGGUGACACGAAGAGAGUGGAAGCCCCCAGACUCAUUGAGGGUCUCAGCCAUGAAGUGAUCGUGUUGGCAGCAUGUGGGCGGAACCACACCCUGGCCUUGACUGAAACGGGCUCCGUGUUUGCGUUUGGGGAGAACAAGAUGGGGCAACUGGGCCUUGGCAACCAGACAGAUGCCGUCCCCAGCCCGGCUCAGAUAAUGUACAACGGCCAGCCAAUUACCAAAAUGGCCUGUGGGGCUGAAUUCAGUAUGAUAAUGGACUGCAAAGGAAACCUCUAUUCCUUUGGGUGCCCUGAAUAUGGUCAGCUGGGACACAACUCGGAUGGGAAGUUCAUUGCCCGGGCGCAGCGGAUAGAGUACGACUGUGAGCUGGUACCCCGGAGAGUGGCCAUCUUCAUUGAGAAGACGAAAGAUGGGCAGAUUCUGCCCGUACCAAACGUGGUUGUUCGAGACGUGGCCUGUGGCGCUAACCACACACUGGUCCUGGACUCCCAGAAGCGAGUCUUCUCUUGGGGCUUUGGUGGCUAUGGCCGGCUAGGCCACGCGGAGCAGAAGGAUGAGAUGGUCCCUCGCCUGGUGAAGCUGUUUGAUUUCCCUGGUCGUGGGGCAUCCCAGAUCUACGCUGGUUACACCUGCUCCUUUGCUGUCAGUGAAGUGGGUGGUCUGUUUUUCUGGGGGGCUACCAAUACUUCCCGUGAGUCUACUAUGUAUCCGAAAGCAGUACAGGACCUCUGUGGCUGGAGAAUCCGGAGCCUGGCUUGCGGGAAGAGCAGCAUCAUCGUGGCCGCAGACGAGAGCACCAUCAGCUGGGGGCCAUCGCCGACCUUCGGGGAACUGGGCUACGGGGACCACAAGCCCAAGUCUUCCACUGCAGCCCAGGAGGUGAAGACUCUGGAUGGCAUCUUCUCAGAGCAGGUCGCCAUGGGCUACUCACACUCUUUGGUGAUAGCAAGAGAUGAAAGCGAGACUGAGAAAGAGAAGAUCAAGAAACUGCCAGAAUACAAUCCCCGAACCCUCUGAUGGUCCUGGAGACUCCUCCAACUCCACACCUCUCGCGGCAGCUGUCAUUUCCAUGUGCACUGGGAAGUGAAGUCAAACGAGGAAUUGAAAAAAGCAAAAGUUGACCGAAGGUGCAUUUGUUAGACUCCCUGAGGUUCCGUUUUAUAAGUGACCCAACAUUAACUACCUUUUUCUGUAUGCUUUCCAAAGUAUGUUUUUUUUCUCUUCAUGUUUAAUUAAAAUAUUUGCUCAUGGUUGACUUACCAUUCCUACAAAAAAAGGCAGAAACUUUGAGCAACCUAGGUUUUUUUUAAGUUGCUUUUUCUUUUUUCUUCUAAGUCUACUUCCCCAAACACCCUUUCCAGUCAUGAUUAGCAUUGUGAUCUGAGUGGGUGCUGCGUGGAAGAGGAAUCACCAUUUACUCAGAAAAGAUGUCCUGUACGGGAACCAGCAGCAUCCAGGCAAAACCGCGCUUGUGUCCUGGAGCAUCCUGGUCACGCCUUUCCUGCUUUUUCUUGCAGACCGGCCAAGGCCUGCGCUUGUUCUGUUUCUCCCCACGGCUGCUUGCGAGGCCCACGGCCUUCUGGCUGCACCGUGAAUAGAAUCUGCCGUUUCCCCCCCAGGUGGGGGUUUGGGGUCUGUGUUUAGCCAUUUUUAUCUCCUUCAGCUGUAAAGGAAACCCAAAUGAAAAUCAGGUGAUUGUGGAACCAUGGGGACUUGGGGGUGGGGCAGAGAUGAGGAACAUUUAUGUCUUCUGCAAGGUCCGGCUUUGUGGCUCCCUGCAGAGCGGGCCUUGUCACUAGCACUCGCCAAUUAGAGAUUUAUCAGCCAGCAGUAAAAAGUGCUUUCUCCAGUCCUUGCAAAGAAGGAUCAGCUAUUUGUCAUACCAGCCUUUAUCACCUUUGUGCUUCGGUCUUUUCUUUCUCUUCCCCCCGCCUGGAUCCUGCUUACAAUGGGCUGUCCUAUUUCUGAGACUUGGGGUACCGUUCUGCUAACCCAGCUCUCUAGUCGCAUUUGCUUGGCUCUGGUACCAAAUACUUGGGAUUACUGAAGAAGUCCCCCUUCCUGUGUGUCAGCGCCGAUGCUGUGACUGCCACCCGCUGCCCGUCAAGUGCCCUCUGCCCGAGCUCGCCACCAAUGUGCGCUGUGCUGCGUGAGUUACGAGGUGCCUUUCCCGGAACCCUCCGCUCACUUGGACCCAAGAGAGGUGACAGCUGUGGCUGGGGCUCUUGGUUUCCAGAGCGUCUGGACUGGUUUGGGUGCUUUAAAAUAGAUUUUUAGUUCAGUGGUGCUUACGGGGGAGGUGGGGGUAAGACUUCAGUAUGAGACUGGGGUGGACGGGAAAGUUCCGUAUUGGUCUCUCUCAGUUUGCUUUGCUUUUGCUAUUGUUACCAUUUGUCAUUGUCUCGAUGUUAAAAUGCCAAAAAUGAUCUAGUCGUCGUCGUUUUUUCCCUGUCUUCCACCCCCGUCACUCCUUACUAUGGUGACUUUCUGCCCUAGCAGGGCACAUAGCAGUAUCUGUCCUGGCCAGUUCCAAGACGCUGCAGGAGGAGACUGGCCUGCAUCUUUCUAAGAGUUGUCAUGCUCAUCUCUUUGUCCUAUGUCCAAUCGAUAGUCCAGGGGAGAAGCUUCUGCAACUUCAGAGCUUCUGCUAAACUAACUUAAUUUGUCCAAAUCACCCCAAAAUCACCAUCUCCAACUCAAAGCUUCCAUGUGACAACCUAAUAAGUUUCCCUGGAUAGGCCUUCACUGGCACGCAGCUCAGACAGCUGUGUUCUGUGUCACCAAGAGGGUCGAGGAAGCAGCACCCUGGGUCCUGGCCUUUGCAGAAGCCUCCUUGUGUGGAGCUGGGCCUAAGGCCACCCACGAAUCCGCCUCAGCCUCUUCUGGAACCCUUGCUAGGGACAGGAGCAGGAAAAGGACCUUCCAAGUGAAGACUUCCCUGUCCCCUGGCCCCAUGUACCUCCCUUCACUUCCUUUUGGCUUAGAAUUUAAAAUGAACUUCCUAAUGAGGAAGAUCCUUUCGAACAAGGGGGAGGGGUGGUCCUGUGCUCCUGCAGAAAGGUGCCCAGCAACCUGGCUUGGCUGGGGAUGUGCUUGGCGCUGGCCCUGUGGGUUGUCUGGCCAGUCUUCCAGCUCAGGAAGGAGAAUUUAAAAGACAAGGCAUGAGGGUGCGGAAGAGCGGAAGAGCAGGUUGUGAUUUGGUCGAAGGUGCCUGGUUUAGUGCUGUAAUUGUCUUUUUUUUUUUUAUAUAUAUAUAUUUCUUGGAGUAAACAUUUUAAAUAAAUGGCAUCAUUGUUUA
Molecule: messenger RNA, 4068 nt
Organism: Otolemur garnettii (small-eared galago)
Lineage: Eukaryota; Metazoa; Chordata; Mammalia; Primates; Galagidae
Gene: RCC2
Product: regulator of chromosome condensation 2
Exons: 13
Coding region: 219-1787 (522 amino acids)
Source: RefSeq, a predicted model, not a curated record